AUGUCUUCCUCUCUCGAACAGCUCAAGGCCACCGGCACUACUGUUGUGUCCGACUCUGGUGAUUUUGUCUCCAUUGGCAAAUACAAGCCUCAGGAUGCCACCACCAACCCUUCUCUCAUUCUCGCUGCCUCCAAGAAGGCCGAGUACGCCAAGUUGAUCGAUGUCGCCGUCGACUAUGCUAAGCAGAAGGGUGGCCCUAUCGACCAACAGGUCGAUGAUGCUCUCGACCGCCUUCUUGUCGAGUUUGGCAAGGAGAUCCUCAAGAUCAUUCCCGGCAAGGUCUCAACUGAGGUCGAUGCCCUAUACUCUUUCGACACCAAGGCUUCCGUCAACAAGGCCCUUCACCUCAUUGAGCUUUACGGUGAACAGGGCAUUUCCAAGGAUCGCAUCCUGAUCAAGAUCGCCGCCACCUGGGAGGGCAUCAAGGCUGCUGAGAUUCUCCAGCGCGACCACGGCAUCAACACCAACCUCACCCUCAUGUUCUCUCUCGUCCAAGCUAUUGGUGCCGCCGAGGCCGGCGCCUACCUCAUCUCUCCCUUCGUCGGCCGAAUUCUUGACUGGUUCAAGGCUUCUACCAAGAAGGAAUACUCUAAGGAGGAGGACCCUGGUGUUCAGUCCGUCAAGACCAUCUUCAACUACUACAAGAAGUACGGUUACAACACCAUCGUCAUGGGCGCAUCUUUCCGAAACACUGGCGAAAUCACUGAGCUUGCCGGUUGCGACUACUUGACCAUCUCUCCUAACCUGCUCGAGGACCUCCUAAACUCGAAUGAGCCUGUUCCCAAGAAGCUUGAUGCUUCCCAGGCUUCUUCCCUAGACAUCGAGAAGAAGUCCUACAUCAAUGAUGAGGCUAUCUUCCGCUUUGACUUCAACGAGGACCAGAUGGCCGUUGAGAAGCUCCGAGAGGGUAUCAGCAAGUUCGCUGCUGAUGCUGUCACUCUCAAGGGCAUCCUCAAGGAGAAGCUCGCCUAA
This is a messenger RNA of Fusarium subglutinans, 972 nucleotides long. RefSeq names its product transaldolase. Lineage: Eukaryota; Fungi; Ascomycota; Sordariomycetes; Hypocreales; Nectriaceae. The record is from RefSeq and is a predicted model, not a curated record. Gene Ontology annotation, biological process: pentose-phosphate shunt; pentose-phosphate shunt, non-oxidative branch; carbohydrate metabolic process. Gene Ontology annotation, cellular component: intracellular anatomical structure; cytoplasm. Gene Ontology annotation, molecular function: transaldolase activity. The transcript is spliced from 6 exons. The coding region runs from base 1 to 972 and encodes 323 amino acids.